AUGUCAACUUUCCUCGAUAGAGAGCUCAGCUUUCUCGCUCUCCUUGUUAUGCUCAGCGGUGUAGCAAUACUCCCUCAAAGGAUCGAACAGGAUGUUGAGCGCCAAGCGCAGUCCCUCCCUACCCGCCGAACUAUUCUAGACAUCCUUUCUGGUGUCUUCCAUAUCCUUUAUGAUCAUGCAUACUUCCACCAUUUUACAGCAAUCUUUCGUUUCUUCCUAUUCAACACCCCGAGUGACACUGACAAUCAUGCACGCGGUGCUUGGGUGACCAGAACUCAAAUGAUCCGGUCCUUGCGAGUCAUGCUGAUGAUGGUGGUACUGGGCAGGGAGGAGGAGGGAGCGAGUAGGGAGGGAGCAGUCAUGGAUCCUGACCGCCUGCAACAACUCUUGAUGGACCCAGUUCCUAAAAAAGGGAAACGUGUGCCAGAAGUAUGUAAAGCGGCGCUGCCAGUACGCGCAGUUCAAAGUCUCCGCAACCGACGGACUAACGUGUCGUUAUUGCAACCAAGGCGAACACCGAGUUACGACAAAUCGCCAGCCGCCAGCGACCUCUAUCACAGCCAACCGAGAGGAGAGUAUUAA
Messenger RNA from Guyanagaster necrorhizus, 582 nucleotides. RefSeq lists its product as uncharacterized. The transcript has 5 exons. Lineage: Eukaryota; Fungi; Basidiomycota; Agaricomycetes; Agaricales; Physalacriaceae. The record is from RefSeq and is a predicted model, not a curated record. Bases 1 to 582 code for a protein of 193 amino acids.